Messenger RNA from Aspergillus wentii DTO 134E9, 1858 nucleotides. RefSeq lists its product as uncharacterized. Gene Ontology annotation, cellular component: membrane. Bases 56 to 1657 code for a protein of 533 amino acids. The transcript has 4 exons. The record is from RefSeq and is a predicted model, not a curated record. Gene Ontology annotation, biological process: transmembrane transport; amino acid transport. Lineage: Eukaryota; Fungi; Ascomycota; Eurotiomycetes; Eurotiales; Aspergillaceae. Gene Ontology annotation, molecular function: transmembrane transporter activity.
CUCUUGUUCAACUGUAGAUGCCACCACGAAUGAUAGUUGCCCCUCUGCAGCCACCAUGUCCCCAAGCACCAUGCCCGAUGCACUCGAAUCGAGGAUCGACAAAUCCUCAGCCGAUCGCAACCUGGAAAAUCUCGGAUACAGCCCCGAGCUGUCACGCAAUCGCUCAACCUGGCAGGUUGUCUUUAUGUGCUUUAUUCUCUCCUCCGUCCCUUACGGCCUGUCCACCACGUGGUCCUAUCCUCUGGCUGGCGGCGGUCCAGCCAACGUCAUCUGGGGCUGGGUCGCUGUCUCGCUGAUUAUUCUCUGUGUCGCUGCCUCGCUGGCGGAGAUCACUUCCGUCUAUCCCACGGCCGGUGGCGUGUAUUUCCAGACGUUUGUGCUGUCGCCCGUCUGGUGUCGCCGCGUCGCCUCGUGGAUCUGCGGAUGGGCGUAUGUCGCCGGCAACAUCACCAUCACGCUGGCCGUCAACUUUGGCACCACCCUCUUCCUCGUCGCCAGUCUCAAUGUCUUUGAGUCCGCCCCCGGCGUGGGCAUCACCGAUAACAUGCAGACGUAUCAAGUGUUUUUGAUCUUCCUGGCCAUUACCUUUCUGUGCCAUGCCAUCCCCGCGUAUGGGAACAAGUGGCUGCCCUUGAUAGAGUCUUGUGCCAUUUUCUGGACCAUGGCAGGUGUGCUGGCCAUCAUGAUUACCAUCCUGGUCGUCGCCAAGGAAGGCCGCCACAAUGCCGAAUGGGCCUUUUCGCACUUUGAGCCCCAGGCCGGAUGGCCGGCGGGCUGGUCGUUCUGCAUCGGUCUGCUGCAGGCGGCGUAUGCCACGUCGGCGACGGGAAUGGUCAUCUCUAUGUGUGAAGAAGUGCGGGAACCCGCCCGUCAAGUGCCCAAAGCGAUGGUGUGGACGGUUGUCAUCAACAUGUUUGCCGGUCUCUGCAUUCUCAUCCCGAUGGUCUUUGUCCUGCCCGAUGUCACCAUGCUGGUCAAUCUGGCCUCUGGUCAACCCGUUCCGACAAUCCUCAAGACCGCAACAGGAAGUUCCGUCGGCGCUUUCCUCCUCCUCCUGCCCCUCAUCAUCCUCGGUCUCAUCUGCGGAAUCGGCUGUGUGACUGCAACCUCCCGAUGCACGUGGGCGUUUGCCCGGGACGGCGCAAUCCCCGGAUCCAAAUGGUGGAAGGUCGUCAACGAGAAACUCGACAUUCCCCUGAACGCAAUGAUGCUGGGCAUGGUUGUCGAGAUCUGCCUGGGCUUAAUCUACUUUGGGUCGACGGCUGCUUUCAGCGCCUUUUCCGGUGUGGGCGUCAUCUUCCUCACGCUCAGCUACGCAAUCCCCGUCGCAGUCUCGUUGAUCUUCCGUCGUCGCGCCGACAUCAAGAACGGCAACUUCAACCUCGGAUAUCUCGGUGUAUUCUGCAAUGUAGUUUGUAUUGCGUGGAGUCUUCUCGCCGUUCCCCUCUUCUGCAUGCCGACGUAUAGCACCGUCACACUCGACACGAUGAACUAUGCCUCUGUCGUCUUCUUUGGAUUCGUUGUCAUCUCCACCGUCUGGUACUGGGUUUGGGGAUACAAGAACUAUGCCGGACCUCCUGUUGACGGGGUGGAAGGCGAUGCAGAGUCGGAGUCUGAGACCGCCCAGUCUGCUCAGGUUCAGGCCAAGACGAAGUGAUUGUAUUCUAUGUAAGAUAUAGUAGUUAGAUUAGAUAUCCUGCAUCAAUAAGAUGAUUAUAAUGCAUGACUCGCGUCGACCAAAUAGGUUUAGUCUGGCUGAAUGGGCUGAGUUUGGGGGCCGGUCUAACCGAAAGGGGGAGGUGACCAACCGGGGAAAUGAUCCUAUUGGCUGGAUAGUCCAGGGGCAUGCGGAAAUAGC